UUUAAGAAUUAACAGAUGUGCUUGCUUUGAAGAAACUGAUUCAUUUCUUGAUGGGAAGAAAAAUCUUCUUUAGUUUUUCACUUAUCUUUUUAUGUAUAGGAUUUUCAUUAACUUUGGAUCAAAUACUUGCCAGGAAGAAUGUAAGUUUCAUCUCUCGAACAUCUUCAGAUAAAGAAGUGGUUAUAAACGAUAAGCAGAGUAAUGGAGAUGUGAAUCCAAUCCAGAAUUUCACAACAGUACCAAUCACUCAGACUCUCAGCUACACUCUGAGCAGACAUGGACAUUUAGAAAAAGAACCUUGGAAUGCAUUCAGCCACCAUAGCCCAGUUAAUGUCUCCAUGGAUGGAAUUCCCUGCAUUCUUUUCUGGGCCAAAGGAAUAACAAUAAAAUUUAAGAAUCAGACCUGGCUGGACCUUACAGAUGAAGCUUUUGGUCAGAAGACAACAGUGGACAUUAGCAACUCAAACUGCAGUGAAGAAAGUGCCAUUUUGUCUCUGAAGUUUGGUGAUGCUGAAAUUCCCAAAGGUCUUGAUAUAAGAUUCACCCUUACCAAUUACAACAAGUUGUACCUCCAGAGCUGGUUUAGUCUGCAGCGAGUUGAGAUUAUUUUCAAUAAUUCAGUCCAAGCAACUUUUAAUGCAACUGGCAUAUACGCUCCGUCGAGUUAUUCCUACCAUUGCCAGCGUGUCAGCAGCCUGCAGCGGUAUGAUGCCCUCUUGCUGCCCAGCUACACAGAUGAUACGUCAAGCCUGUGGGAGGUCACGUUUGUUGAUUUCCAGAUCCAAGGCUUCACCAUCAAGGGGAGGCAGUUUGCCAAGCCCCGAGACUGUGCCUCCUCCUUCUCGCCAGCCAUUCUGAUCGGCCUGGCCAUGUCCCUGAUCCUGCUGCUGGUGUUGGCCUACGCUCUGCACAUGCUCAUCUACCUGCGCUAUCUGGAGCGGCACUACGAUUUCCUCACCUCUCCGGCCCACUUUCCCCAGCUGAAAUCUCGAGAUGCAGCAGAAGAGAAGGAGUUGCUGAGGAGCCAGGGCGUUGAGUGCUAUGAACUGAGAAGCCCACAGAUCUGCAAAAUUUAUGUGUAACGGCACAGGCCCUUCUUCCUCGUGAAGUCCACAGUGGGCUCUGAAAGGAGUUAUUUCUGUCCAUCCUCUUUGACUUGUGAUAUAAAGUGUUUGCCUCAUGGCUUGAUUAAAAAAAACAUACAUGCAGAAACUACAUUUUGGAGCAUCCACUGGCCUACUUAGAGAGACUUGAGACAAUGAAAAAGUUGUCCCAGGAACCCCACAGAGAUAAAUAUGAUUGUUGUCCAAAAACUACUUUGAAAGCAAAAGCAUGUUUCAAGUUAGGAAGACAGUGAAAAACCAGUGAUGCCACUUAGAGAGGGGAAAACAUAUUUGGUCCUUCUUGCUUGUUCCCGUUCAGAUGUGAUAAUAUGGAAAUAAUAAUUCCAAGGUUAUCUAGAAGUUCAGAAUUUAUUUUGUGAAUUUGCAUUUUUAGAAAUUAUAUCCCAAUUUUGUUUUAAGAAGUAGUCUUUCCUGGAGCUGUUUGGGGAAGACUCUUGUCAAUAUGGUAGAACACUCUUUUCAAGGGCUCACUUGUCAUUUACUUUGCUGUUCAGAGG
This is a messenger RNA of Mustela erminea (ermine), 1621 nucleotides long. RefSeq names its product ATPase H+ transporting accessory protein 1 like (gene ATP6AP1L). The transcript has 7 exons. NCBI's taxonomy places the organism in Eukaryota, Metazoa, Chordata, Mammalia, Carnivora, Mustelidae. Gene Ontology annotation, cellular component: proton-transporting V-type ATPase complex. The record is from RefSeq and is a predicted model, not a curated record. The coding region runs from base 51 to 1082 and encodes 343 amino acids.